GAAAAAAGAAGUUUGUUUGAGGUUAUGUACGAUACACAAAAAAUUCGUCAACAAAAAUAUCCAUUUAUCUAACUGCUUAGUAUGACUGCACCAAUGGAAAGAAUUCAAAAUUUGGAUUCUAUUGAAAAGGACAUUAUAACUUGCCUUCACAGCGCAGGCCAAGUAUUCAUGGAGCUAAGCAAAGAAAAAUCGAGCCUCAAACAAGCAGAGAACCACACGCAAACCUUCCUCAAAACCCUCAGCGCCGUAGAAAACAAACUAACGGACCAAAUAAAUUACCUAACCCAAGUCUCGACGGGCCAGCCCCACGAAGGCUCCGGCUACGCCUCGCAGAAAGUGCUCCAGAUGGCUUGGCACCGAUUAGAACACGCCCGCUCGAGAGUCAACGAACUCGAAAGGAUCAAAAUAAAACAUUUGCAAGGACGAACCGCCCAAAGGAGCAUCGCAGCACCCGCGAAUGUCCCGGCCAUUGCAAACGUUGCAGGCCAAAACAUUCCACCCGGUUCUACAACUUAAUUCCACGUAAAAUGGUAAUUAAAUGUUAAGUACAAAACUCCGAUUGCUGCGGUAAAAGAACAAUUGCAGUAAGUUUGAUUCGCAAGUUCAUAAUAUGUUAAUUAUGACUUGUUUCUAAAGGUUUUUGGAUGGUGUAAAAUACACGAUUAAGUCUA
Molecule: messenger RNA, 671 nt
Organism: Phyllotreta striolata
Lineage: Eukaryota; Metazoa; Arthropoda; Insecta; Coleoptera; Chrysomelidae
Source: the annotation of a GenBank genome assembly